CGCGAACCCGGCAUCACUGAGCUCAGCAUCACCGCGGUUGUUGCCGCCGGAGACCGCGCCCCACCCCCGCCCGCCGGGCCCCGCAACGCCGGGCGCACAGGAGCCGCGGGCGGCGCAGGGAGGCGGGCAGCGCCCCGCGCGCGCUUCAGCCGCCCCCGGAGCCGGCGCGCCGAGAGUGUGGGGCGAGCGCGCGUCGGGCGGCGGCCGCGCUGGGGGGCGUGGGGCGAGCCGGCAAGGCGAGCGGCGGGGGCGAAACUUCGGGGGCCAGAUGCCCGAGGGCGCGGCGGCGCUGCCAGGCUGCCGCUGCUGCCCCUGCGGGCCCAGGGCGCGUCUCCGCAGGCGGUGCUGCCCGCGGCGCGGCGUGUGCACCCAGCGAGUGAAGGUAUGUGUGGCGGGCGCGGCUGGAGCUGUUGCCGCCGCCGCCGCCGCCGCGCCAGCAGGUCCUAAUGCCUGUCACUUCCCAGGACGUUGGCAGUGGCAGCCCGGAGCCCCCGAGCCCUCGGCAGGUUUGCCUGUCCUUCCCCGCGAUCUGAUUGGAUAAAGUGGGGGCUCGACGGUGGCCGACGUGGGACAGUCUGGCUGUGGCAGGGGUCUCGGAAACCAUGGGUUAUUGCAGUGGCAGGUGCACGCUUAUCUUUAUCUGUGGCAUGCAACUGGUUUGUGUGCUGGAGAGACAAAUAUUUGACUUUCUUGGAUAUCAGUGGGCACCUAUCCUGGCAAAUUUUGUACAUAUUAUUAUCGUCAUCCUUGGUUUAUUUGGAACUAUUCAAUAUAGACCUCGCUACAUAACAGGAUAUGCUGUCUGGCUAGUCCUCUGGGUUACCUGGAACGUGUUUGUUAUCUGCUUCUAUCUGGAGGCUGGGGACCUUUCAAAGGAAACAGACCUUAUCCUGACUUUUAAUAUUUCAAUGCACCGAUCUUGGUGGAUGGAGAAUGGACCAGGAUGUAUGGUGACGUCAGUGACACCUGCCCCAGACUGGGCCCCAGAAGACCAUCGCUACAUCACGGUCUCAGGGUGUUUUUUGGAGUACCAGUACAUAGAAGUGGCUCAUAGUUCCCUCCAGAUUAUCCUCGCACUGGCAGGGUUCAUCUACGCCUGCUAUGUUGUGAAAUGUAUAACUGAAGAAGAAGACAGCUUUGAUUUCAUAGGUGGCUUUGACUCUUAUGGCUACCAAGGGCCUCAGAAGACAUCUCACUUACAACUGCAGCCUAUGUACAUGUCAAAGUAAUACAGAUGACUUCAGUCUAUCAGCCCAUGGACCUCUCUAAGAACUUGUUUCGCAGUGGCCUCCUGCAUUUGAUGAAGAGCAAGAAGCAGAUGAAUUAAAUAUCUAUACAUAUUAACAGGACAGACACAUACACACACACACACACACACACACACACACACACACACAAAACCACGCACAAAUCAAUUCCACUUGACCUCUUUCUAAAUGAAACAGACAAAUAUGCAGGACACGCCCAUUCUGGAUUUCCUGAAAGCAGGCUCCUUUCUCCCAGGCCUUUAAAGUUCAAAAGGAGACGCGUUGGUGCCCCCUGCUGGCCACUAUUAACUCCUCUGCAGCCCUGCCAGUCAAGUCAGCCUCUAUGAGCUGCGAAGUCGUGGGGGCACAUUAGUUUGAGAGCCCCGUUUUCUGCACUCCACACAUCUUGAUAGCACCACAGCUACUUAGGCAAUGUAAUUGCAAAAACAAACAAAAACAUGCCACGAUGACCUUGUAACUGAAUUUUGAAAUGGCAGGUCGUUUGCCCUAAAGGCUGUACCGUACAUACUUGCCUUAACCCACCUGCGUUGUGUGCCCGAGAAUCUCAGUGCAGACAUCCCUGAGUCACUUCCUUUAGGCUAACACACUGCUAUUCAUUCCGAAUGAGUUCGAGUCUGUGUGUUUCAUGUCAAGAAACAAGACUGAAUAACUCAGCAGCUCCAGUGUGUCUGUGUAAGAAAACUGCCAGCUGUCAGCAAAGUGCAUUAUGUAACGUUGAACCUCCCUGGUGGCCAAAAAGAGACAAGUACCAAUAACAACAACAAUAAUAGUCAUCUUUAUAAUUCUUAGGUAUGGUCUUCUGAUGGGGUUGGGGUAGGACAAAGUAAAAUUUAUUAAUCUACUAACUCAUUAAUCUACUGGAAGCAGAAAGCAGAAAUGGCUUAACUCACUGAUUUUAUUUAUUGCACUCUAGGUGCUUUUAUAAGUAUCUACAAAUGUCUUUUACUAACACAGAAAACAGCUGUGGAUUUCUAUCAACAGAGGCCAACUGACUAUGUAUUAGCUAUGUUUACUCUUUUAUAUCUAAUUCAAAUGGAAGACCCAAUGUAGGUGAACUUUCUUUUCUAACUUCGGCAUACAAGAUUAUUUUUUGGG
Molecule: messenger RNA, 2363 nt
Organism: Sciurus carolinensis (gray squirrel)
Lineage: Eukaryota; Metazoa; Chordata; Mammalia; Rodentia; Sciuridae
Gene: Nkain2
Product: sodium/potassium transporting ATPase interacting 2
Exons: 7
Coding region: 603-1229 (208 amino acids)
Biological process (GO): regulation of sodium ion transport
Source: RefSeq, a predicted model, not a curated record